AUGUCGAACAGGCACCCGAUUUUGACGACACCGUACGCCGAUAGGGCGACGGCGGUGGAGCAUCCGCUUUCAGAUUAUCUGCUACGACUGAUGGACCUCAAGGCCUCCAACCUCUGCCUCAGCGCCGACGUGCAGACUGCGAGAGACUUGCUCCACCUUGCGGACGAAGUUGGCCCGUCCAUUGUCGUACUCAAAACCCAUUACGACCUCAUCGCAGGAUGGGACUACAAUCCGCAAACGGGCACUGGUGCUAGGCUGGCUUCUCUCGCGCGAAAGCAUGGGUUCCUCAUCUUUGAAGACCGCAAGUUCUGCGAUAUCGGCAAGACGGUGCAGAUGCAGUAUGUUGCAGGCACGGCGCGCAUAAUCGACUGGGCCCACAUCACAAACGUCAACAUCGACGCUGGGAAGGAAGUGGUGAGCGCCCUAGCCGAAGCAGCAGCAAAGUGGCGUGAGCGGGUCAAUUGCGAGGUGAAAACCUCUGUUACGGUCGGGACGCCUGUCUCGGACACCUUCGACGACGCUGAGCAGGCCGAGGCCACUUUCGACAAACUCGAUCACAUGGAAGACACUCACGGGGGCAACUCCCAGGACAUCGACGGAAGGAAAGGCAGCAUUGUCUCGGUCACAACCGUCACCCAGUCAUUCGAACCGGUAUAUUCCCCGCGACUAACCAAGUCUGCGGUUGACGGCGGAGAUGAUAUCCUCUACCCUGGCAUUGAAGAAGCACCGGCGGACAGGGGCCUUCUAAUCCUAGCCCAGAUGUCGACCAAGGGCUGCCUCAUGACCAAAGAAUAUACACAAGCUUGCGUCGAGGCGGCGAGGGAGCACAAGAGUUUCGUCAUGGGCUUUGUGGCGCAAGAGUCCCUGAAUACAAGACCGGACGACGAUUUCAUCCACAUGACUCCUGGCUGCAAGCUCCCUCCCCGGGGCGAGGAGGAGAACGGUCAACUGGAAGGUGACGGCCUUGGUCAGCAAUACAACACCCCUGCAAAGCUCAUCGGAAUCGGCGGGACCGACAUCGUCAUUGUAGGCAGAGGGAUCAUCAGCGCGGGCGACCCCCAAUCCGAAGCUGAGCGAUACAGGAGGAAGGCGUGGAAGGCAUACUUGGCCAGACUCCAGACCCAUGGAGACGCUGCCGAGGACGCUCCCACCAGAGGCCCGCCUCGCAAACGAAGGAGAAUAGUGAUAUCCUGCACCGAGUGCCACCGGAGGAAGCAGAAAUGCGAUCGCAAACUGCCCUGCCGAAACUGCACGUCGCGGAACAAGCAAGAUGUCUGCAAGUACGACACGGGCGCGCCGACAAUGAAGGACCAGCAGGGAAGCAGGUCGAGCGAUGGCGAUACAGCGUCUCCGGAUAGGACGCAGGUGGAUAGCCUACCGACCAAAGUUGCGAAUUUCGGAUACUCGCAGACCGGCGCCUCGACCUUGGGCUUUCUCCGGAAGAUCGAGGGCGCCAACCCGUCGGAACCGCUGUCGAAGCUCGCCCAAGACACUGGCCAGCAUGGGGACCACUUGAACAUGCGAGAGCGGUACAAGAGCCUCAUCCGACAAUUGCCAGCCAGGAUGUACAUCGAUAGAUUGGUCGACCUCUACUUCCUCCAUGUCAAUUGGAACUACUACAGCCUGGACCGGGACGUGUUCAAUCGGCAGCUGGCCGAGUGGCACAACUUGCCCUUCAGCGUGCUCACCAAUGGCGGCCCUCAGGCCCUGCCGGCGAACUUGAGGGCCUUCCCGGCCCUGUUAUUCCAGGUGUUGGCGACAGCGUUAUUAGUCCUCCCCUCGGGACCGGACUCGACUUUCGAUUCGCUCAAGUAUGCCGGGAACAUGACCUUCGAGGACUUGGCCGUCGACUACAGCGAAUCGGGCGUCGCCAUUCUCUCCCUACUCGGGAAGCGCCAGAUGUCCGUCACCACGGUAUUCGCUGGCUUCCUCAGAGCGGCAUUUCUCAAAUAUGUGGCCUUGGUGACCGAAGCUUGGCAUGCUAUAGGGACGGCGAUUCGUGACGCCCAGGAGAUUGGCCUCCACCGCGACAGUCUUGACCCCAAACCCGCCAGCGACGAUGCCGAGGCCGUGUUGGAGAACCAAUGGGAGAUCCAGCGCCGCCGGAAACUGUGGAUGACUCUUGUGGGUUGGGACAUACACACCGGUGUUGUCCUUGGCCGGCCGACCUCGAUCGAUAUAUCGUCAACGCCGCCCACGCUCCCCGUCGAUGCCCCCAUCCCGAAGGAUAGGUCCAAGACUCCCGUCUUGCCCAGGGGUGAAGACGAUCCACCGACUCCCCUGACACGGGCCCUGUGGGCCUUUCAAAUCAUGAUCGAACUUCGUGAGGUACUAGAGCUAGAGAAAGAAGGUCCUUGCCCCAAAGACUUUUCCAGAGUGGACAGGGUUCACCAGCGGUUACUGGAAAUCGAGGCUCAGACGCCGCCUUACUUCCGAGUCGAGAACCCCGACAAGAGGUUUGAUUCCUUGCCCGACUGUUACUGGAUCCCAUUCGUCAGGGCUACAUUACCUCAGUUGUUGUAUUUCAACCUCAUGGCAUUACACCGGCCCUACAUAUUUACACGGCCAAAGAGCCGGACCGAGGCUCUAAAGGCCAGUCUGGCAAUGCUGGAUGCUCAGCAAAUACACUUCCAGUCGCUCAAACCUGAGCAGUACAAGACAUUCUCGCUAUUCUUCGGUACUUUCGAUGCCAUCGUCUUGAUGGCUUCCAUUUAUAUCCUAUUCCCAAAAGAGCACCGCGAGUUGGUUCAGAGUGCGACCCAACAUUUCCACUGGGCGGUGGAGCGCUUCGAGGCCAUGUCGGAGAGGAACGCGUUAGCAAGAGCCGCGCUGGGCGUCCUACAGGCUAUCUACAUCCGCCUCAGGCGAUCCUUCAACAUGGCCCAGAAAGCAGGCAAGGGCCCGGCUCCGGCCCCGGCCCCGUCCACGAGCACGAGCACAAGCACCACCACCACCACCACGAUGGCAGUCGACACGCCCGGCACCGGAGCGCCGGACAACCCGUCCCCGCACCUGUCCGACGCCCCGACGAGCGGCAGCGUCAGGUCAGGCAGCGCCGCCGUCUUCACGCCCGCCGGCAGCGACAUGUACUCGGCGUCGUCGACGUCGGCGCCGCCGAGCGUCGACGCCUCGCACCACCACCACCCCCACCACCACUACCCCGCGCAUCACCCCCACCAACAACAACAGCAGCAGCAGCAGCACGACAACCAGCAGCAGCCGGGCGGCUUCGACUGGUCCGUGCCGUCCGACUUCGACUGGUCGACCAUCCAGCCCAUCUUCGCGACGGGGGACCUCGUGUACAACGACCUCGUCGGCGUCCGGGACUCAUCGGCGGCUCCGUCGUGGGCGGCCGACACGCCGAGCCUGAGGGACGAGAUCACCCCGCACCUCUGGCAGUUCGAUGGGGACUUUAGUAAUGAUAGCGUGUGGAACCUGCUCAAUCAGUAUAACCCGCUCUGA
This is a messenger RNA of Phialemonium atrogriseum, 3462 nucleotides long. Its product is annotated as OMPdecase-domain-containing protein. The record is from RefSeq and is a predicted model, not a curated record. Lineage: Eukaryota; Fungi; Ascomycota; Sordariomycetes; Cephalothecales; Cephalothecaceae. The transcript is spliced from 5 exons. Gene Ontology annotation, biological process: 'de novo' pyrimidine nucleobase biosynthetic process; regulation of DNA-templated transcription; 'de novo' UMP biosynthetic process. Gene Ontology annotation, cellular component: cytosol. Gene Ontology annotation, molecular function: DNA binding; zinc ion binding; DNA-binding transcription factor activity, RNA polymerase II-specific. The coding region runs from base 1 to 3462 and encodes 1153 amino acids.